Botrytis fragariae is the source of this 2367-nucleotide messenger RNA. RefSeq lists its product as uncharacterized. Bases 1 to 2367 code for a protein of 788 amino acids. Gene Ontology annotation, cellular component: nucleoplasm. The record is from RefSeq and is a predicted model, not a curated record. Gene Ontology annotation, biological process: regulation of alternative mRNA splicing, via spliceosome; mRNA splicing, via spliceosome. The transcript is spliced from 5 exons. NCBI's taxonomy places the organism in Eukaryota, Fungi, Ascomycota, Leotiomycetes, Helotiales, Sclerotiniaceae. Gene Ontology annotation, molecular function: mRNA binding; N6-methyladenosine-containing RNA reader activity.
AUGUGGCCAACAAAUAACGGCUUUCCAAAUAAUGGACAAUUUCAAUCAAACAAUUUCAAUCAAGAUGAUCUAUCUGGAACUACACCACUGCAGUCUCCUUUCUCUAGCGGUGGACCAAGCCCCAAUUUCUUUCAACAGCCAAACAUGUUACAAUAUGAUGAACCGAAUAUUGAUGGUUACAAUGGCUUCUCUCCCGAGAUUCCUAUGUACAAUCAGGCAGCUUUCGCACAAAAUCAAUUCAUAUCUCCCAAUCGGCCACCAUACUCCCCUCAAUUGAACUCAACUAAUAAUAGUGUGGCUCCUCCUACUCCUACGCCGACGAAAGAACAGCUUGCUGCCAAAACUGCCGAAUUAAGAGCAAGAUUGAUGAAGGGAAAAGAAGGCCGAGCCAACUCAGCUACCCCACCAGUUCUUGCACCAGCAAAACAAAUAACUGCGAUAGAAUCGUCGAGCUCAUUACAACCAUCCCCUAAGAGUCCUGCUCAAGGGGUAAAUAUCGACGAACACUUACGCCGGGAAAAGGAGAUAAAUGAUCUCAUUUCUGAUUAUUCUGAAACCAAACCAAGAGCAGGACCAAAAAUGAACCCUGUGGCAGGAAAUGGUACUGCCAAAAAAACACCUAUCAAUACAAAUAUUCUAUCUGCGAACCCUCAAAUUUCAGGAACUCCUACAAAAAUCAAGAAAUCUAGUAGUGAUCGAACUAGUAAUGGUUUUCUAGCAGAGAGCGAUGUCAGGAAUGUCAGAAAUGGGUCGAUGUCGGAAGGAGAAAUACUAGAUGAGCCUAGCCCUAAGAAGCUUCCGCCCACGGAGCCAAAGGGAAAUCAGAUCAAUAUAAAAUCGGCUAACGUUAAUGAUAAGUCUCUGAAACCGGAAGAUGAGCGCACGAUUCGAUCACCUUAUAUUCGUGUAAAGGCUGAAGAACCUGGCCCCUUGACUCGACGUCCAGUACAAGCACAGCCAUCAAACCCCGAACCUCCUCGUUUUCGAGAUGAACGCAGAGAAGAGGGCGAUUAUCGACCAGAGAGAAAUCCAGCCUCCGAUCAUAGAUAUGAAAAAAAGUCGCAUCAAGACACUGACAAAAAACAUCACCCACGCAGAUUUUCUCGUGACAAUAAUGAUGAUUAUCGCCGCCCCGAGGCUGCGAAGGAAGACAUCAAAUCUUCACGAGAGUCUAGACCACCAACACUGGCACAAGUUUUACCCCAUGACACUGAUUUGAGAGAAUGGCUGGACAUGACUCAGUAUCAUGAUAUAGUACACAGAAACAAGUUCUUGAAGACUGCACGAGCUCUGAAGGAAUUGGAAGAACAAAAGGCCAAACUCUUAGCAGGUAUACAAGACGGUCAAAGUCUUGUAAAUUUUAACGUAGGAAACUUGAUGAACAGCUUAAUACAACCCCAGAAUACCCCAGCGGUAGCGGAGCCUACAGAUCUUCAUGAUCGUUUGACAUCUAACAAGCGCAACUACAGUGAAGUCCAAGAUUCUCAAGGGGAGGCAAACUAUGGAAAAGUAGCACGCCUUGAGGAUCGAGAACAUGAAAAUCGCCGUCGACAAAGUUCAGUAGACUAUGAUUCCUCUCGCCGCGCCAAUGGUGACCGUGGAGGUCGUUCUUAUUUUGAAGAGUCUCGUAACCGUGGUCGAAGUCGCAGUAAUGAUCGUGAAGUGUCCCCCGGUCUAAGGACCUUUGAGAGCAGACCCCCUGCACGGACUGCACGCGAAAGAUCUUUUGAAGUACAUGGAAGUUACAGAGGAAAGGCCUUUGAUCCAAAUUAUCGAGGUCGAGGAGGUCGGGGAAGAGGCCGUGGUAAUUGGGAGCCGCAUGAGUCAAGGAGCGAAGCUGGAUUUGGAUCGCGAAACGCUCUUGGCAAACCCUACAAAGAUCCAAGAGGUUUUGAUCGAGGCGGUAAAGGUGUAAAAUCCUUCAACGAUGAAAAUGUUAUUAGAUGUAUAGAAGACGGUAUAUGGACCACCCAAGCACAAAAUGGACCGAUCUUCAAGGAGGCCUUCGAGACCUGCAAAAACGUUAUUCUGAUCUUCUCAAUCAAUAAAAGUCGAGCUUUUCAAGGUUAUGCGAGAAUGGAAACCCUCCCCGGCGCAAUUAAAGUCCCUUCCUGGCAAAACUCGAUUAAUUGGGAGAGCGCCGGAGCAUUUCGUGUUCGAUGGCUCGUCAUUUGUAAUGUGAGGUUUGGAAAGAUAGGACAUUUGAGGAAUGAAUUGAAUGAAAAUUUGCCGGUGCUGAUUGGGAAGGAUGGACAGGAGGUUGAGGAAGGGUGUGGGAGGGGGUUGUGUGAGUGUUUGGAUGGGGAGGUGGAGGAGGUCUUGGGGGUGGAGAGGAGGUGGAAAAGGGCGAGUGGGGUCAGGAGGUAA